Molecule: messenger RNA, 315 nt
Organism: Colletotrichum higginsianum IMI 349063
Lineage: Eukaryota; Fungi; Ascomycota; Sordariomycetes; Glomerellales; Glomerellaceae
Product: Fungal hydrophobin
Exons: 1
Coding region: 1-315 (104 amino acids)
Cellular component (GO): extracellular region
Source: RefSeq, a predicted model, not a curated record
AUGCAGUUCACCGUCGCCAUCGUCGCCCUCUUCGCCGGCGUCGCCCUCUCGGCCCCGGUCAUUGAGGAGCGCCAGGUGCCCUACAUCCCUUGCUCCGGCCUGUACGCCUCCUCUCAGUGCUGCGCGACGGACGUCCUCGGCAUCGCCAACCUCGACUGCGGCACGCCGCCCUCCGCGCCGGCCUCGGCGGACGAGUUUAGCGCCGUCUGCUCCGCCAUCGGACAGCGUGCCCGAUGCUGCGUCCUGCCUCUUGUGAGUGGAGUCCAGAAGAUGCCCAAGCUGCCCACGCACACGAUUGCUAAUGUUGUUCGAUAG